CUCUAAUGGCCUUCACCUUCCUCUCAAUCCCUCACUUUAUCUCUCCUCAACCCAACUUUCUCUCUCUAAAACCCCAAUUCGCUGCUCUCCGACCUUUCCUCUCUACACUCCCUUCGCGCCCGCUCAGACCCGCCCACGCAAUCGGCCCGGACGGCAAGUACUACCCGGACCCCUCCGACGACGACCCGCCGGAAGCCCCCGAAGACUCCGGCCACGGCGUCUCCAAGUUCCAGCAAAUCCAGCGCCAGGCCUCCCGCCACCAGAAGCUCCAGGAGGCCGACUUCAAGAAGCACCAGAACACCAUGCUCUCCGCCAUCGCCGACGUCGAGGACCCGCCCGACAACCCCUCCGCCUCGUCUGCCCCGAGCUCCGGCGACGAAUUGUUCGGCGACAUUGACCAGGCUAUUGCCUUGAAGCGCAAGGAGUUCGUCAAGCAGGGCCUGCUGAAGCCAAACCCUAAAAUCGAGGCGGCGGCGGCGGAGGAGGAGCUGGAGGCGGAGGAGGCGGUGGACCUGGAGGAGAUCGAUGAGCUUCAGGAGCUGGCGAAUGCCGGCGAGGAUUCGGAGGAGGAAGGAGGUGAGAGAUUUGAAUCAAAGGUGAGUGAUUUGGUUGAGAAUGAUGAUGGAGUUUCGGUUUCGACUUCUUUAUUUGAUAUGGAUUUUGAUAACUAUGGUAAGACUAGGUCUAGAAUUGUUGAGCCUAAGUUUAGAAUGAGCUUAGCUGAUCUUUUGGAUGAGAGUAAAGUCGUGCCGAUUUCUGUUUAUGGUGAUUUAGAGGUGGAGAUAACCGGAAUUCAGCACGAUUCCAGGGUGGUUAGCGCCGGGGAUUUGUUUGUGUGCUGUGUUGGGAGGAAGACCGACGGGCAUUUGUAUUUGAGUGAGGCUAUUAAGAGAGGAGCAGUGGCUGUGGUAGCUAGUAAGGAGAUAUAUAUGGAGGAAAGCUUGGGGUGCAAGGCAUUGGUCAUUGUGGAUGAUAGUAAUGAGGUUUUGCCGGCAUUGGCCGCCUCGUUUUAUAGGCAUCCGUCGAAGAAUAUGUCAGUGAUUGGGAUAACGGGGACGAAUGGGAAGACAACGUCAGCCUUUUUGAUAAAGGGGAUGUAUGAAGCGAUGGGAUUGAGGACAGGGAUGUUGAGCACGGUUGCGUAUUAUGUACAUGGAGACAAUAAGUUGGAGUCGCCUGAUACUACCCCGGAUGCCGUUUUGGUUCAAAAUAUGAUGGCCAAGAUGCUCCACAAUGGAGCUGAAGCUGUUGUCAUGGAGGCUUCUUCACAUGGAUUAGCUCUGUCUAGGAGCGAUGAGGUUGAUAUUGACAUCGCGGUUUUCACAAAUUUGAUGAGAGAUCAUUUGGAUUUUCAUGCAACUGAGGAGGAGUAUAGGGAGGCAAAGGGUAAGUUGUUUUCUAGGAUGGUUGAUCCAGAACGGCACAGGAAAGUUGUCAACAUUGAUGACCCAAAUGCGCCUUACUUCAUUUCACAAGGGAACCCAGAUGUUCCAGUUGUGACCUUUGCCAUGGAGAAUAAGAAUGCAGAUGUCCAUCCCUUGAAGUUUGAACUUUCCUUGUUUGAGACACAGGUUUUAGUCAAUACUCCCAAUGGUAUAUUGGAGAUAUCAUCUGGGUUGCUUGGACGGCAUAACAUUUACAAUAUACUGGCUGCAGUAGCAGUUGGGAUUGCAGUUGGAGCACCUUUAGAGGACAUUGUUAGGGGAAUUGAAGAGGUUGAUGCUGUUCCUGGGAGGUGUGAGUUGAUAGAUGAGGAACAAGCAUUUGGAGUGAUUGUAGAUUAUGCUCACACUCCAGAUGCCUUGUCUAGGCUAUUGGAUUCUGUACGGGAGCUUGGUGCAAGGAGGAUUAUAACUGUAAUCGGAUGUCCUGGGGAGAGCGACAGAGGGAAAAGACCCAUGAUGGCGAAGGUUGCAACAGAUAAAAGUGAUGUGACGAUACUGACAUCUGACAAUCCGAAGAAUGAAGAUCCAUUGGACAUCUUGGAUGAUAUGCUGUCUGGGAUUGGAUGGACAAUGCAAGAAUACUUGAAACAUGGCGAACAUGACUACUACCCACCUCUUCCAAAUGGUCAUAGGAUUUUCCUGCAUGAUAUAAGACGAGUAGCCGUACGGUGUGCUGUUGCCAUGGGUGAGGAAGGUGACAUGGUUGUGGUUGCUGGCAAAGGCCAUGAAGCGUAUCAGAUAGAAGGGGACAAGAAAGAGUUCUUUGAUGACCGGGAAGAGUGUCGAGAAGCUUUGCAGUAUGUUGACGAGCUUCACCAAGCUGGAAUCGACACAAGUGAAUUCCCAUGGAGGUUACCUGAGAGUCAUUGAUCUUAUCCAAAAGGAGUGGGGUGAGUAAAGGUGACUUUCAGGGAGCAUGAUGCGCACAUGCUGUUGGUUGCAGAUGGGUUUUAAUCGUUUAUCGUUGGAAAGACACGCAUACAUGUGAACCAAGUAUACCAAUCUGGGUUUGGAGGAGUGAAUGGUGUAGAAUUUUAGUGAAGGCAGUCUGUUAGUGGCUUCUUGGUUAUGAAAAAGUGGCUAGUGAGCUUUUGCUCUCAGAAGGGGUGUACUUGUGGAGAAGGUUGAAAUGGUUCCCCCUUGGAAGUUUAUAGGUACAAUAUUUGUAGGCAGAUGUAUCUGUAGACUGUACUGUUUGUAACUGAAAUCCAGGCAGUUUUAAAUUAAUCCAAUUGGUCGGUCCAGUCAGUUUAUAUAUACAAAGUUUCUGUGUAAAGGUCAAUUUGCACCAGUGAUUGUGGUAAUGACUCAUGAUAUCUUAGUUGCUGGGGUUACAGAAGAUCAAUUCAUUGGUCACAAAGUUGUGUGUGAUCAAUGAAGGUUCAUUUCUGUAGCAAGUCUUCAUUGCUGGGGUUACCUAUGUCUGUCCACCACAAACAAGUCACCAAUAUGUUAUAAU
Argentina anserina (silverweed cinquefoil) is the source of this 2904-nucleotide messenger RNA. RefSeq names its product UDP-N-acetylmuramoyl-L-alanyl-D-glutamate--2,6-diaminopimelate ligase MurE homolog, chloroplastic. Bases 6 to 2315 code for a protein of 769 amino acids. Lineage: Eukaryota; Viridiplantae; Streptophyta; Magnoliopsida; Rosales; Rosaceae. Gene Ontology annotation, molecular function: ATP binding; acid-amino acid ligase activity. Gene Ontology annotation, biological process: regulation of cell shape; biosynthetic process; cell division. The record is from RefSeq and is a predicted model, not a curated record. Gene Ontology annotation, cellular component: cytoplasm. The transcript has 6 exons.